AUGACCUAUAUCUUGCCAUCAGUGGCCAUCUCCAAACUAAAAUUCAUAUUGGAAGAGAAAUCUGAAAAAAUGUCAGAAAAUCUAAUCUCCAGCAAGACUUCCUUGAAAGGUCCAAAAACCUCAGCAAAGAAACAGAAAGGUGAAAACAAAGCUAAGAAAUCUUCAAAAGGAAAACAAACACAGCUUGGUGAAAAGGAUGAAGUUGAUCUUUCUAUGGCUGGUAUAGGCCACCCAGAAAUCUUUCCUUUAGUUUUCACUACAAAGACCCAAGAAAUUUUUAAUUGCCGAGUUGAUGAAGAUGUCACAGAAGAAAAUUGUUUCAAACUUAUUAAAAAGGAAGACAUCAUUCAGGACCUGCAAACAAGAGCUGCAAUUUCUGAUUUCCAUCCUGUUAAAAAAGUUGUCCUAGAAUAUCCAGGGGAAGAACUUUUGGUAGUUUUUGAUGCAAAGUUCCAGUAUGGACAGAAUUUUUACCUUGUUGCUUCUGAGGAAGCCAAGGAAAACCUUCUGAAGCGUCCAGAAACUACUGAAGAAAAAGAAGAAGAAAAAGAAGAAGAAGAAAAUAGAGAGGCAACCCUGGAAGUCCAACUUUAUAAGCCUCCUGUCCACAAACCUUGGGUUUCUCUUGGCAGUGAAAAGGAAGUUGAAGAAGAAUCUGUUAAAGAGACUGCUACAAAGAUUAAGUAUAUGAUUUCUCGAGUACGCAGGAAGUUUGGUGCACCAAUUACAUUUACUGAUAAGAAUGCUUCACACGUGAAAGACAGUUACGUUGAAUGCACAUCCUAUCAAGACAAAACAUUCAGUAUUAAAAUGCUUGAAAAAGAUGUUGGUGUACAAAUGAUUCCAAAAAUAAGAGAAGCUAGUACUCAGACAAAAUGGACCUAUCCAAAAAAUGCAGCCACGCAGUAUUUUCCUAGACAGUUGUCAAAUGAAGAGAAAGAAGAGAGUCUGUCAUCUGAGAAGCUCAAAGAAUUUCUUACAUCAGUACAUUUAAGAAUGGAAAUUGCAUUGCAGCAAAAUGAAAUUAUGAACGCUUUUUUUGAUGACUGGAAGGCCCUAGCAGAAGAUGAAAGCAGUUCUGGUGGCAAGCCAGAUGUUUAUCUUAAAGCAUACCAAUCAUUCACAGAUCUGCGCUAUCUCAAGGACAGAACUAUUAGCUGUGUUUGCUGGCAUCCAACCAUUUAUGGGAUUAUAGCAGUGUCAGCAAGAAAGCAGCUUUCUUAUGAGGAGCAAGUUAACCUUUCUGAGAAAUCAUUGCUGCAGCAAUCAGUCAUACUUUUUUGGAGUAUUUUUGACCCUAUCCACCCUCAGUUAAUGUUGGAGUGUCCUGAAGAUGUUUACUGCUUUCAGUUCAGUCCAAGUGAUCCAAAUAUCAUUGUUGGCGGCUGCAUCAAUGGACAGGUUGCGCUGUGGGAUAUUUCUCAACAUGAAGAAAAGCUGCAAAAUGCUAAACCUGCUGCUGACGGAAUCAAGAUGACAGCUGUUAAUACGGUGAAUGCUUCUGUUCUACAUAUAUUGUAGUACAACUAUAUGUCUGGGCCAUCACUUAUGCAAGUCCAGCAGACUAGCACAGAGUCACCUCUAGUGAGAUACUGCACGGUCUCUUCCAUGCAGUAUAGUCAUAAAAAACCAGUAACAGAUAUACAUUGGCUGCCAGGUUAUUCUGAGGAAAACCAAAUGGGUGCUACGUUUGAAAACAGAGCUGAAGUUCGCGUGCAGCUUGUAACCUGCUCCCCUGAUUGCUCGAUAUUAUUUUGGGAUAUUCCAGCCACCAAACUUCCUGAACAACCUUCAUCUGAGAAAAUAGAAGAAGAGGGAAUUUUUAAUAUUCCCCCUGAUGUUCCAGAUACUCUUAAGCACCUAGAUCUCUGCUGGAAACCUCUCAUCAAGAUAAACCUGUACGAAAGUGAUAUCAACACAGAGCACGGUCCCGUCAGAAUUAGUUUAAGGGAACUGCAUUAUCAUUACAAAACCUCAGAGAAGGUGCCAUCUCUGAACACACUAGAAGUCCCUGUCAAAGACAGCCCACAUACAGACAUGAGUGCUCCUUCAAGCAAAAAUCUGAAAGCGCUAGAGAAUAUCUCCACCGGCUUUUUUGUUGGAACUGAAGAUGGAGAAAUUGUUUAUUCUGACUGGAAAAUGGAAAUUGAUAGUGACUCGGCAAAACCAAAAUACACCAUCCACACUGAAACUAUCAACACUCUCCAGAGAUCUCCAUUUUUUAAAGACAUCAUUCUAAGCAUCGGUGGCCGGAAUUUUGCCAUUUGGAAAGAAGGGGUUACAAACGGACCAAUGCUUCAGUCAAGCUGCUCUGCAGGAAGAUACACUGCAGGACAAUGGUCCUUAACAAGACCAGGAGUUUUCUUCGUUGGCAGAGAUGAUGGAAAUAUAGAUAUUUGGGACUUGCUGAAGAAAACUUAUGAGCCAUCUCAUUUCCAGAACAUCUCCGAAUCAAUGAUCACUUUCAUCAGCCCCUGUAUUGCCUCACCAAAGCAGCAUUUUUUAGCUGUUUCUGAUGAUCUUGGAGUACUGCAUGUUUUGGAAAUCUGUCAGGCUCUAAGUCAUGCUUCGAGGAAUGAGCAUGCCAACGUACUUGAUUAUUUUGAAAGAGAAGUCAAAUAUCUGAAGUACUGCGAACAAGAGUUUCAAGAGUAUCAAGAGUUUCAAGCCAAAACAGAAUUGAAAUGGAGGCACAGAGGGAGAAAACAGUAUGUUAUACUUGGAAUUAAGAAACCUUUCUUUGUUUCUUUGUGUCUUUAA
Molecule: messenger RNA, 2760 nt
Organism: Charadrius vociferus (killdeer)
Lineage: Eukaryota; Metazoa; Chordata; Aves; Charadriiformes; Charadriidae
Gene: DNAI3
Product: WD repeat domain 63
Exons: 22
Biological process (GO): inner dynein arm assembly; cilium movement involved in cell motility
Cellular component (GO): inner dynein arm
Molecular function (GO): dynein heavy chain binding; dynein light chain binding
Source: RefSeq, a predicted model, not a curated record